AUGUCAUCCAGUGAGAGGACUCUAACUGCUAAGGAGGGGUCCUGUAUUGAAAUGAAAUGUAAUCCAGGUGAAUUGUUUAACACAUUUGACACUGCCUACUGGUUUUGGAUGAAGAAUGCCAACUGGUCAGAAAAAAUAAAAGACUUUGUUGGCACCGUCGUUUCAAGCACAAAUGAGUCACAACGGUCUGUCAGUGCAGAGUUUAAAUACAGAGUUAAGCAUAUCAGCUCACCAAAACGAGGUAAACUGGAUUUAGAACAAGUGUACAGAAUAUUGAUCUGUGACUUGAGGAAAUCAGACAGUGGACUUUACCAGUGCAGAUUUGUAGGAGACGAUAAAUGGAAGACUGAUCCAUGGAAUCUAACUGUUCAGGAAAAUGCAUGCCCUAUCACUUUUAGCCAACCACCAGCUGUAAAGGAGAAUAUCAGCGUAACGCUCACAUGUUCAACAUUAAUUUCAUGUGAUUCUGAUCUACAAAUUGACCGACUGAACCAGCUGCCCUCAGAAGAAAGUCUGGGAUCUCCAACCAAGAGUAACAAUGAAACAACCAAAAGCAUCAGCCGGAGCUUGACUCCCAGCUGGAAGGAUGAUGGGAGCGAAUUUUCAUGUCAGACCCAAGAAAAUAUGGACGAGUAUUUGAUGCGGAAAAUCAACUUGACUGUAGAAUAUCCCCCUAAAGAAGUAAGAGCAAUGAAAAGUCCUGGAAGUGUAAAGGAGGGAAACCGUGUAAGUCUCACAUGCUCUGCUAAAGGAACAAAUGUCACUUUCAUCUGGUUUAAAAGUAACACAAAGAUCAAGGAUGGUCAGCUUCAAUUUUCAUCAAUCAAAGCUUCAGACAGUGGAUCAUAUUACUGCGAAGCUCAGAACAAGCAUGGAACUGGAAAGUCCAACACAAUAAACAUUAAUGUCUUAUAUCCACCUGUAGUUGUCAUUCAAAUAGAAGGAGUCCAACGAUAUCAUAUUGAAGUUAAAGAAGGAGAAAGUAUUACUCUUGUGUGCAAUGUGAAUAGAGCCAACCCAAAACCUGAAAGCUUUAAAUGGAUUAAAGAUGGGAAAUAUGUGUGGUACCAGAAGGAAUAUAAUUUACUCCAAAUCAAACCAGAGGACAGUGGUGUUUACCAAUGUGAAGCUCAAAACACUGCUGGUUCAACAAAAUCAAACCCUUUUAAUCUUGAGGUUCAAUACAAGCCAAAAAGCCGGGUUUCUAUCAGUGCUACUCAUAACAAAGUGAAAGUUAACAGUUUCCUUAAAAUGACUUGUAACACUACGGCAAACCCAAAGCCCUGGUUCUCCUGGUACCAUUACAAACAGUCUGACUCCUCCAACUGGACACCACUGGGAAGCAAACCGUUUCUAACUUUCAAUGGCAUUCAGAGAACAGAUGAAGGCUGUUACAUAUGCAAUGCAAGUAACACCAUUGGUCAGGGGAAAGUCAGUCAGCCUGAAUGCAUUCAAGUUAUUUUUCCUCCAACCAAUGUCAAACUGUCUUUGGUUUCUAAAGUUAGAGAAGGCCAGUCUGUAACAAUCAACUGUUCAGCUGAGAGCUCCCCUUUGUCAGGAUUUGAGUUGAAAAGAUCCUCAGCCCCCGAUCUUCCGCCCUCAGAAAUGUUUUCUUCUCAGGCUGCUAUGGGACAAAAUGUUUUCACCCUCACUUUUAAUGCAACAUACGCCCACGCAGGGUUUUACACCUGCAUCGCAUCAAACAGCGAAGGAACAAACAGCAGCUAUCAGAGGAAACUGGAGGUUGAAUAUUCUCCAAAAAAUGUGAAAGUAGAAGCAAAGCCUGGUCUAGAGGUGAAAGAAAAUGAGAUGUUCUCAUUGAAAUGCACCGCCCAGUCCAACCCGCCGGGACAUCUGUUCAAGUGGAUAACAAAGAGUAAAGAUGGAAAGGAAACCACUGUGAGCACUAACAGUAUCUAUACUGUAAAAUCCUCCAGGCCCUCAGAUAGUGGGCUGUACAGAUGUGAAGUCCAAAAUGUGAUUGGAAGAAGUGAAACAGAAGUCGAGAUCAAAAUCAAAUAUGCACCAAAGCAGACGACAAUCAUUAAAGGAGAAGAGCAACACCUCCAGACGGGAGGACGUUUUGUAAUGCUGAGCUGCAGCAGUCACUGUUAUCCUUCAGCUGAAUAUAUGUGGUACAAUGCGACAGAUAACAGAAAGCUUUCUCACAUGCAGAACUUAACAGUGUACUCCCAACAAGCAGGGGACUAUUACUGCAUCGCACAGAAUGAGAUGGGUCAGUUCAAGUCAGACUCAGUCAGGCUGUUUGAUGGCACAUUUAGGAUGAUAAUGAAGGGUUUAGGAUGGCUUAUCUUGAUUUUGCUCAUCAUAGGCCUACUUUUCUUAUACAGACACAAGAUGAAAAAAGCUAAUCAACAAAGUACAAGACACGCAAAGCCCUGCUGUAGUUCUCUGCUGAUACCUCAGGGCUUCUGCACCUGGUGGAGAAGAGCUGAAAGAGGGAAUGCAAGAAAUGAGAAUAUAUUUAGAGACACUUCUAGAAGCAGAGACGACCUUCUGCCGGAGCAGCAGGGCCGUCGAAAGGCUCAGCCUCAGGAGCCUCGCCCAGACGUCACGUCUACAUCCCACCAUGUGAACACUGUUUAUUCUACAGUCAAUCUGCCAUUUGAAAAUAAAGCUCCAUCUGCACAAAGACCAGGAAAAGCACAACAAAAAUGCAUGGAGGACGAUUCUCUGAACUAUGCCUCUCUGCCCUUUAAAGAUAAGGAGAAAGUCGGAGUAGAGGCUAUAUAUUCACAAGUGUGUAAGCCAAUACGCAAACAGGAAGCGCAGGAACAUUUUCUGGAUUAUGAGAACAUCAACCCGUUUUCACCUACCAGAAAGCCAUGCUUUUCUGAUGAUGAUUCAGAGACCAGUGAUGAAGAAGAGGUCAGCUAUUCUCAGGUGACUAUUGCUGCAAAGCCUUCCCAUCAGACAGAGACAUCCGACUCCAGCACAUCCGACUCCAGCACGUCUGACGAGGAGACUCAGUACUCUGACAUCAUACUCUGAUUCUAAACAACCUUUGAGAUCCUCAUGGAGGUUGUUAGCCAUCAUUUCCUGAAAAGAUAUGCUUAUCUAAUGUGUGUAACAGUGUAUUGAAAAGAGGAGAGGAUCAGUCACUCUUAAUCAACAACCUUUACAGUGUUAUAACAGCUUUCUAAUAAAUUCUUUCUGUUCUUGCAUUUUUGUUUUACAAUAAAAAAAAAAACUAAAACUGAAUUUAAGAAAAUGCCCACAGCAGUAUUUUUAAAUCAUGAUGAAAAAGCUUUUCCAACCAACUUUGUCCUACGUGAAUAGAGAAACUCUCCCUUACAUCUAUUCAUCUGGAAAUAGUUAUAAAACCAUAUGGGACUCCAGCAAACUAUAGUAAAAACCACUAUCAACAAAACCAUGGUUGUGAAUUGCCAGUAGUGACCAAAUCACCUAAAUUACU
Cyprinodon tularosa is the source of this 3436-nucleotide messenger RNA. RefSeq lists its product as uncharacterized. NCBI's taxonomy places the organism in Eukaryota, Metazoa, Chordata, Actinopteri, Cyprinodontiformes, Cyprinodontidae. The record is from RefSeq and is a predicted model, not a curated record. Bases 1 to 3012 code for a protein of 1003 amino acids. The transcript has 16 exons.